This is a messenger RNA of Arabidopsis lyrata subsp. lyrata, 665 nucleotides long. Its product is annotated as ran GTPase-activating protein 2. NCBI's taxonomy places the organism in Eukaryota, Viridiplantae, Streptophyta, Magnoliopsida, Brassicales, Brassicaceae. The transcript is spliced from 2 exons. The record is from RefSeq and is a predicted model, not a curated record. The coding region runs from base 100 to 546 and encodes 148 amino acids.
AUAGGCUUUUUCAGUUCAUGCUCCGACAUAACACGUUCACAUCUCAAAUUUUCGCAGAAGCAGCUGCUUCCCUCUCGUCUCCAGGUGAUCGAAGCUUCUAUGGAAGAGAACAACAACGCCGGUAGCGAUUCCGACUCUAAUUCCGUCGAAGAUUCACAAAACUAUUACGAACCGAUCUCAGCCGUCGAUCUAGAUAACGCCGAUGACGAUGACGAUGAUGACAGUUAUCUUCCAGUCGGUGGCAACGGUCUCUCUAACGGCCAUUGUAUGAUCCCGGAAGCAGAGGAAAGAAUCUCCUCUAUUAGAAUAAACGAAGACGGAGAGAGCGAAGAAGAAACAGAGACGGAGACUGAACCGGAGAUCCGUAGAGCAUUUGAAGAGGACGAACGGCGUCGAAGAUCGCCGUUAGUGGCGGAGAACGCCGUUAGGGUUAUGGAGGCAAUGCGAGCCAUCUCGUUCCCUGGAACGGCUCCUGAUUGGGCCUCCGAUGUUAAUGAGGAUCGUUGGAUUGAUCAGCUUCGAAGAUUGAGAUCCACUUCUCAAUAAACUAAACACUACUUUCUCCAAUCUCUCGAUACUUUGUUUCCGUUGAAUAUCUUUCUCAAUGUUGUUCAUCAAUGUGACUUCUAAACAUUCAAUUCAAAAACCAGAGAAUUUCCCCACUC